Monopterus albus (swamp eel) is the source of this 825-nucleotide messenger RNA. It is a transcript of the gene hoxd11a, whose product is annotated as homeobox D11a. The record is from RefSeq and is a predicted model, not a curated record. Gene Ontology annotation, molecular function: RNA polymerase II cis-regulatory region sequence-specific DNA binding; DNA-binding transcription factor activity, RNA polymerase II-specific. Gene Ontology annotation, cellular component: nucleus. The coding region runs from base 1 to 825 and encodes 274 amino acids. Gene Ontology annotation, biological process: anatomical structure development; regulation of transcription by RNA polymerase II. Lineage: Eukaryota; Metazoa; Chordata; Actinopteri; Synbranchiformes; Synbranchidae. The transcript is spliced from 2 exons.
AUGACGGAAUACGAUGAUCGCAGCUGUGCGUCAAAUAUGUAUUUACCGAGCUGCACUUAUUACGUUUCUACGCCCGAUUUUACAUCAGUCUCCUCCUUUUUACCGCAGACGACUUCGUGUCAGGUUAAUUUCCCCUAUUCUCCAAACAUAGGCCAAGUCCAACCUGUUCGAGACGUCGCUUUCAGGGAUUAUGGACUAGACCAUCACAGCAAAUGGCACUACAGAGGCAAUUACGCGUCGUACUACUCAGCGGACGAGAUAAUGCAUCGGGACUUGAUCCAGUCCUCCAGCAGCAGGGCGGAUGUGAUAUUCAAAAAUGAGUCCUUAUACGGGCGCCAUGGAGGGACGAGCUCGCCGUGCAAUUUCUUCACCGGUGUCGGCCGAAACGGGGUUCUUCCCCAGGGCUUCGAUCAGUUUUUAGACACCCCUAACGCGGAGCUCACCAAACAAAAGACAGACUCUGCUGUCCCCGGAGAUGCUGCGAAUAACAAUCAGGCUUUCACCAGGCUAGAGGAGCACAAAGCUGACCCGGGCGGGAGCGUCGACGAGGACUCAUCCUCCAACUGCGGCGACAAGAACAACCAACAGAGUUCAUCCACCAAGUCCAGGAAGAAGAGGUGUCCUUACUCCAAAUUCCAGAUCCGAGAACUUGAACGAGAGUUUUUCUUCAACGUGUACAUUAACAAAGAGAAGCGGCUUCAGCUGUCCAGGAUGCUAAACCUGUCAGAUCGGCAAGUGAAGAUCUGGUUUCAAAAUAGAAGAAUGAAAGAGAAAAAGCUAAACCGCGACCGCCUACAGUAUUUCACUGGGAAUCCUUUAUUCUGA